AAAGCAAAACUUCACAUCAUGCAGCGACUGGCAGGGAAGGUUGCAAUAGUGACCGCGUCCACUGCAGGGAUCGGACUUGGCAUUGCCAGAAGACUUGCUCAAGAGGGAGCAGGAGUUAUGAUAUGCUCCCGUAAACUUGAGAAUGUCCAAAAAACAGUGGACAUGCUGCGAUCGGAGAACCUCAAAGUGGAAGGAAUUCCUUGUCAUGUGGGAAAGGCUGAAGAUCGUGAGAACCUCAUCAAGGCAACUUUGGACAAGUUCGGAGGAAGGAUCGACGCGCUUGUCUCGAACGCGGCAGUGAACCCCGCGUACGGGCCCCUUCAAGAAAUGAGCGAGUCGCAGUGGGAGAAAAUAUUUGAUAUCAACGUGAAAUCGGCUUUUCUCUUGUCAAAGGAAGUCAUUCCAGUGAUGCAGCAGCAAAAGUCGGGUUCUAUUGUCAUGGUUUCCUCCAUUGCUGCAUACACGGCUAUCGAGGGACUAGGCGCAUACUCAAUCAGCAAAACUGCUCUGCUCGGACUUUCCAAGGUCAUUGCGCAUGAGCAAGCUCAGUACGGCAUCCGCUGCAACUGCAUCGCUCCUGGAAUCGUCAAGACACAUUUCUCUGAAGCUCUCUGGACUGAUCAGAAAGUGCACGACAAAGUCGUUAGACAGGUCCCAUUGAGAAGAUUCGGAGAAGCAGAGGAUAUCGCAGGUGCCGCUGCGUUUCUCUGUUCAGCCGACAGCAGCUAUAUGACUGGGGAGACCAUGGUGAUCGCUGGAGGAAUGCUUCCUGCAAAGAUCUAGAACUGUCUGACAGCCAAGACUAGAAAUGGAAA
Guillardia theta CCMP2712 is the source of this 815-nucleotide messenger RNA. RefSeq lists its product as hypothetical. Bases 19 to 783 code for a protein of 254 amino acids. The transcript has 13 exons. Gene Ontology annotation, molecular function: oxidoreductase activity. Lineage: Eukaryota; Cryptophyceae; Pyrenomonadales; Geminigeraceae. The record is from RefSeq and is a predicted model, not a curated record.